This is a messenger RNA of Tachyglossus aculeatus (Australian echidna), 1029 nucleotides long. RefSeq names its product proline-rich protein 2-like. The coding region runs from base 1 to 1029 and encodes 342 amino acids. The transcript is spliced from 2 exons. Lineage: Eukaryota; Metazoa; Chordata; Mammalia; Monotremata; Tachyglossidae. The record is from RefSeq and is a predicted model, not a curated record.
AUGCGCGAUGGCCGCCGGGACCCACCAGCCGCUCCACUGCGCAGGCGCCGAGAGGACACGCCCCCUUCUCCGGGCCCCGCCCCCCCGCCCGGACAAGCCGCCUCAUUGGCCAGCGCGGACCACGCCCCCUCGUCCGGGCCCCCGCCUCCUCUUUGGGCAGCGCAGACCACGCCCCCUCGUCCGGGCCCCGCCUCCUCAUUGGCCAGCGCGGACCACGCCCCCUCGUCCGGGCCCCCGCCUCCUCUUUGGGCAGCGCAGACCACGCCCCCUCGUCCGGGCCCCCGCAUCCUCUUUGGGCAGCGCAGACCGCGCCCCCUCCUCCGGCCCCGACUCCUCAUUGGGCAGCGCAGACCACGCCCCGUCGUCCGGGCCCCGCCUCCUCUUUGGGCAGCUCAGACCACGCCCCCUCCUCCGGGCCCCGCAUCCUCUUUGGGCAGUGCAGACCACGCCCCUCGUCCGGCCCCGCCUCCUCAUUGGGCAGCGCAGACCACACUCCCACCUCCGGCCCCGCUUCCUCAUUGGGCAGCGCAGACCACGCCCCUUCUCCGGGCCCCGCCCCGCCGCCCGAGCGCACCUUCCUAUAGGCCAGCGCAAACCACGCCCCCUUCCGUCAGCCCCGCCCGCUCACAGGCCAGCGCAGACCACGCCCCCUCCCCCGGGCCCCGCCUCCUCAUUGGGCAGCGCAAACCACGCCCCCUCCUCCGGGCCCCGCAACUCCGCCCGACCGCGCCUUCUCAUAGGACAACGCAGACCACGCCCCCCUCCGGCCCCCGCCUCCUCAUUGGGCAGCGCAGACCACACCCCCUCAUCCGGGCCCCGCCCACUCAUAGGCCAGGGAAGGCCCCGCCCCUUCUCCGGGGCCCCACCUCCUCAUUAGGCAGCGCAGCCCACGCCCCCUUAUCCUGGCCCCCUACCUCCUCCCGGACGCGCCUCCUCAUACGCCAGCGCAGAUCACGCCCCCUUCUGAGGGCCCCGCCCCUCACUGGCAACGCAGACCACGCCCCCUCUACCAGGCCCGCCCACUCAUAG